This is a messenger RNA of Condylostylus longicornis, 868 nucleotides long. RefSeq lists its product as uncharacterized. The record is from RefSeq and is a predicted model, not a curated record. Gene Ontology annotation, molecular function: ubiquitin protein ligase activity. NCBI's taxonomy places the organism in Eukaryota, Metazoa, Arthropoda, Insecta, Diptera, Dolichopodidae. Bases 321 to 620 code for a protein of 99 amino acids. The transcript is spliced from 3 exons.
UUGAAGGUGAUUGACGUCAAAGUUUUUGCUUUCAAAUUUUAUACUCGCUCAAAUUUUCUAAUGUCAAGUCAAUUUCGGUUAAGGCUUAAUCAUUUUGUGUGUUUGUUUGAAGAUACAAUUUACAAUAUUUUCAUUUUUAAUUUGCAAUAAAACAAAAAUCCUACUGUUGAUCCUUAGCUGUUAAUUUUCUUAAGCGCAAAAUAAGAAAAAACAUACAAUACAUUUCAAUUUUUUUAAAAACACUUGCAUCUAAAAUUAAUUAAAAUUUUUAUGAAAAGGAUUAAUUUUUUGAUCGACUGUGUUUAAAGUGAAAAAUUAUAAUGACACAUCCAAUUUUUUAUGCUGUUCCCAUUGCGGUUGCUGUUUGUGUAGCUUUAUAUUCCUACUUUGGUAUUGAAAGGCGUUCUCAAUCAUCUUAUUCUUAUAGUGAAUCUAGUAAUUCAAACAGAACUUUUGUAGUCGAUACAAGUGGCCGAUGUUCAAUAUGCAUGUCCGAUAUUAGAGAACGAGAAAAAACUUAUUUGAAUUGUGGCCACAGUUUCCAUUCGGAAUGCAUUCAAAAAUGGCUGAAAGUUAAAAGUUUUUGUCCUAACUGCAGGCAACAAGUUCAAAUUAGGUGAAUUAGAAAUAAUUUUUUUACAGUUGAAGCCGAUUAUCUUUAAAAAAAGUGACGAAUCUUUAAAUGAUACUGUGAAAAACAGAAUAUUUUUCAAAAUUGGCUUUGUGACAAUUGAUUUAUAUCUUAUGAUUACGCCUGUUUACAAGAGAUUAGAAUUUAAUCAGUCAAAAAUUUUGAACACAAUGAUAUUUAUGUUGUAGGUACCUAAUUCUAAAUAAAAAGCAAUAAAUUUUUUUUACAAAAACAUUA